AUGCUGGCAAAGCGGGACAACUCUAUUUUCUAUACUGACGUGUUGCCUAAUAACAUUGGUGAAAAUUCUAUAAUUGAAAAAUUUCACAUGAAGUUUAUUAAGGAAAUUUUAGGAGUACAUUGUAAAACUACUAAUGCUCCCUGCAGAGCAGAUUUAGGUAGACAUCCCCUGUGGACAAGAAUACAUUUUUCCAGUAUAAAAUUUUGGAACCAUCUUAUUACUUCCAAGAAUACUUUAGUAUUUAAAAUCUAUAAAGCAACAGUCAAAACAAACUCAUGGACUAAAAAUAUUUUUUCAAUUUUCAAUAAGUUAGGAUUUUCAUUCAUUACCAAAAAAGAAAAUUCAAUAAAAUCACUUCUGAGAAACAUAAAACUAAGAAUAUCAGAUCAAUGCUUACAAGAGGAAUAUGCAAAGAUUCAUAAUUCAUCAAAACUAAAAUUUUAUCAAGUUGUUUUUAAUAAUUUCAAACGCUGUGGAUACACUGAUAUAUUAAAAAAGAAAACAGAGAGGUCAAUUAUUAGCAGGUUGAGACUUAGUGCACAUAACCUUGCCAUAGAAAAAGGGAGACAUUUGUCUAUACCCACAGAUAAAAGAUUUUGUAAUAUUUGCAACACAGGGGAGAUUGAAGAUGAAUUUCAUUUUCUAUUCAGCUGCCAUAAAUACAAUAAUUAUAGGUUAACUUUUGAAAGGAACUUGAUGAAUUUUUUUCAAGGAAAAAUAUCAAAUAUGUCUUAUACUCAAAAAGUUAAGCUUUGCUUUAAUAGCCAUUGUCCAGAAAUACUGAAAAUAACACACUCAUUUAUUAAAAAAUGUCUUGCAUCUAGAAAUGAUUGCAUUACAUAAUUAUUAUACAAAUGAUGUGUGAUUUAUAAUUAUGUAUAGCCUCACAUUCUAUACUAAAAUAUUGUGUAUUUAUGUAUGAACAAUCGAUUUUUCUUAUAAUGUGUUGUGCCUUUGCCAAUUAUUGUAAUUGUGUUUGUGCCAAUAAAUAUUUGUAU
Messenger RNA from Saccostrea echinata, 998 nucleotides. RefSeq lists its product as uncharacterized. Lineage: Eukaryota; Metazoa; Mollusca; Bivalvia; Ostreida; Ostreidae. The coding region runs from base 1 to 843 and encodes 280 amino acids. The record is from RefSeq and is a predicted model, not a curated record. The transcript is spliced from 2 exons.